Messenger RNA from Plectropomus leopardus (leopard coralgrouper), 1166 nucleotides. Lineage: Eukaryota; Metazoa; Chordata; Actinopteri; Perciformes; Serranidae. The record is from RefSeq and is a predicted model, not a curated record.
ACCAGCGGCUCUCCGCCUCCUGCCCUGUUUGGUCAGAGUUUCACUCUGGUCGGAGAUCAGGUGUUCAUGUUUGGAGGUUAUGACGCAGGUGGAAACUUCUGUAAAGACUUGCAUGUUCUCAGCACAGAGAGCUUGGUUUGGCAGAAAUGGGAGGUGAAGGGAGAAUCACCGGCAGCCUGCAGCGGACAAACACUGACCGCACACCAUGAUAAAGAUAUCUACCUGUUUGGCGGCAAAAGCACAAAUGAGGACGACACGGUGACGUCUUCUAAUGAAAUCCAUAAACUCAGCAUCUCUAAAAUGAAGUGGAAAGUUCCUCUGUAUGUUGGGAUACCUCCGGCUCGACGACACGGACACACCGCCUUUAUCCUCCGCAGCCACGUCAUUGAUGAAGGAGAUUCUGUCGGAGUUUGGUCUGCAGGGCGUCAGCCACAGCUUCACUCCCACAAAAUUCCCAACGUUCGCUACGAGCUGAGCGAGUCUGCUGCGUUCAGCCCGUCCAGGAGCGCAGCAGCAGCUCAGGUGUUUGUCCACAGAGACUUCAGUGCAGUUCGAGAUCAGGCCAUGAAAAUGAUCCAGACGGCGUUCACUCUGCUCGACCAGGAGUUCCACAAACUGGACCAAGAGAAGUCAGAGUUGUCUCAGGGUGUUGCUGCUCUGCAAAGAGAGAAAGAAGCUCAUGAAGCCUGCAGACAACAGCAGCAACAGGAGCUGCAGGAGAUGCUGGACAGACAUCGCUCUCAAAAUGAGGCGUGCUCCGAGCGAGAGCCGAGGAGAACGACCGUGAGAGGAGGGAGCUCUGCAGACUCAGAGAGGAGGUGCUGCAGGAGCAGGAGAGGCUGAAGGAGGAGCAGAGCAGCAUCCAGAAACGCAGCGAACAUCUUCUGUCCAUCAUGCAGCAGUUCAAAGGAAUGUGAGACGAGUCGAUGGUUAGAUAACUCGAGAUAAUGUUGUCCCUUUGUUUUAUUUUCUACACUUUUCGUUAACUUUGGUCCCUCCUCCUUUGAUUGAUUGAUUGAUCGAUUAGGGUAUGAGUAUUUUAUAAUAAACGCUACAUGUAAAAUCUCACAUGGUGUAAAUAAUUUACUUCAAAAUCAGGAACUAAUGCAGUUUCUGGGGGGAUACUGUGUAACUCAGCUAAUAAAUAAAAAUUGUGAUUUGAUUAA